Pediculus humanus corporis (human body louse) is the source of this 3054-nucleotide messenger RNA. RefSeq names its product WD repeat domain-containing protein, putative. The transcript has 10 exons. The record is from RefSeq and is a predicted model, not a curated record. Lineage: Eukaryota; Metazoa; Arthropoda; Insecta; Psocodea; Pediculidae. Gene Ontology annotation, molecular function: protein binding. The coding region runs from base 1 to 3054 and encodes 1017 amino acids.
AUGUCUGACUCUACUGAUUCCGAAGAGUUUUACGAUGCGGAAGAUUCUACUCCCAAAAAGUUUGUAAGCAAAAAGCAAGAAUUCAAUGAAACAUCUAGAAAGAAUUCUUCAAUAGAAAAUAAAGAGACAAACAAUGAAAUAAGUUCAAAGCUAGAUUCUUCAGAAGAUGUGAAAAUACUAAGGGAUGAAAAUAAUGAAGAAUUAAAAAAACCUGAAGAAAUGAAACUCUUGGUCAAUGAUGAUAGAAAAUGGUUUUCAGAACUGAGACAAAGAAUGCAAACAGAUGAUGAAGAUAUUGGUGGGUUAAAUACAUCUCAGCCAGAAAGUCAAACAUCUUCAGUAGAGGGGGUGUUUGCUCAACCUGCACCUAAAACCUCUCACCCUUUCAGAAUAAUUGAGCAUGAUAAUAUAAGCAUUCAAAGCAUGAUGUCUCUAGGUAGAGUUGGAAGGCUGUUAGGCGGUAUAGAAUCUGGAUUAAUUAGCAAUCAGUCAUCUUUGGAAACAACAAGAGAUAGUUCUCCAGUAUCACUUAGAAGUAGCCAAUCUACAAUUUUUUCACAAAAUUGUGAAAUAACAAAUAGUAAUUCUGUUAAGAGUCAUGAAGAUUUAAGAAGCUCUUCUUGUGAACUUCCCCUACAGGAACCAGAUGUAAUUGCAAGCACUAAAAAUUCAAUAACAACUAAUAAUUUAACAAGUAUUAAUGAAACCAAAAGUUUUAAAGAUAUGAAGAAGGAAAACACUGAAAUAAGUGACGUCAUGAAGAUGCCUGUUCCUCCACCGAGAAAAUGGAAGAAAAAGUCUAAAACUUUUUUACAUCCUUCUGUGGGUAAUAAUCUGCCUGACUCGUUACAUAACUCUAAAGGUACAAUACCGUUGCCAAGCCCUGCAAGUACAAUUGAAUCAUUAACUAGAGAACUCGAAAAUUCUUUGGAUAUUCAUUCUGCAACAAAGGGGCAAUAUGUUGUUAAACCUCAGGAUGAAGACAAAGCUAAGGCUGAAGAGGUUGUCGAUGAUGAUAGGCCAAAAGAAAUAAAAAAUAAAGAUAAAUUUCCUAUUACCAAUAAUUUACCCUUAAUGAUUCCCUGUAAUACUAACAGCAUUGGUCGUACUAGUAUCAAUAGUGCUAGUGGAUUAAGCAUGUCUCAUUUUGUUGGAUUACAUUCAAAUGCCACAAUGUUAGAUAAAAACAGUGAAAUUAAAAAUAGUGAACAUAAAAAAAAUAAUUUAAGUCCUAAAGUAUCUAAAGAAAGAAGGAAAUCUGCAGAUGAUGAACAAGGCUUUAUAUCGCAAUUGAAUAUGUUUGUCAGGACAAGGACUGACUCUGGAAAACAAUUGUCAGAUCUGGAAAUUUUAGAACAAGUUACUGUUUUAAAUUUAGACACUGGUGAAAGAGUUCCAUUAAGUGUAGCCGAAGAUAAAUUACCUCAAGGAAUCAAUCCCCUUUCACUUCACAUUAUGAGGUUAACAUCAGAAUAUGUGAGUGACACUAAUUUAGAAAAGCAAAAGGAAUCCGAUGAGGAAAGUGUUGAUAGCAAAGUAUCUGAGAUUCAAAUAGGUAAAGAUUUCGAUAGGAGGACUGUAAAGAAAAAAACAGAAAAACUCAAAAAAUUUUUUGGUUCCACUGUUAAAAAAACCAUGGACAAAGCUAAAUUAUUAGCUCAAGAGGUUUCACAAGGAAGGCAUAAAGAAGAGGGAAUGGAUAUAACUGAAGAAGGAAAUACCGGAGAACAAUACAUCAAAUUAAAAGCGUCUAACAGUCACAAAGGGCCUUAUGACUUUGACAGUCUUAAACACGUUCAAGACCUCAGCGGAGAGCAUCAGGGACCAGUUUGGUGCAUGAAAUUUUCAGCCUGCGGUCGUUUACUAGCCACUGCUGGUCAAGAUAAAAUUCUUCGCGUGUGGGUUUUAAAAAAUGCUUAUCAACAAUUUCAGGACAUUAGAACUAAAUAUAAUAACCCGAACAAAGUUUCACCAACUCCUUCUCAAGAAUCACUUGUGUCACAACAUUCGGGUGAAGACCCAGAAUCAACAUCUGCAUUUUUAGAUACCGGUGGUAGCAUAGCGCCGUUCAUGCCUAAGCCCCUUUGUACUUAUGUAGGACACACGUCUGAUUUAUUAGACGUUUCUUGGUCAAAAAAUUAUUUCGUUCUUUCGUCUUCUAUGGACAAAACUGUUCGGCUGUGGCAUAUUUCUCGCAAAGAAUGUCUUUGCUGUUUUCAACACAUUGAUUUUGUUACCGCUAUUGUCUUUUUACCGAGAGAUGACAGGUAUUUUUUAAGCGGUUCUUUAGACGGAAAACUGAGAUUAUGGAAUAUUCCCGAUAAAAAGGUAGCUGUUUGGAAUGAAGUAGAUGGUCAAACGAAGCUUAUAACAGCCGCUAAUUUCUGUUUAAACGGUAAAUUAGCUGUAAUAGGAAGCUACGAUGGACGCUGUAUAUUUUAUCAUACGGAUAAUUUAAAAUAUCAUACAACAAUUCAUGUCAGAUCGACUCGUGGUAAAAAUUCUACUGGGAGGAAAAUUAGUGGAAUAGAACCCAUGCCGGGAGAAGAGGGAAAAAUUUUAGUUACUUCCAAUGAUUCUAGAAUUCGAUUGUACGAUCUCAGAGAUUUAAACCUGUCUUGCAAAUAUAAGGGUUAUGUCAAUAUAAGUAGUCAAAUAAAGGCAAGCUUCAGCCAUGAUGGAAAAUACAUAAUUAGCGGCUCCGAAAAUCAAUGUUUGUAUAUUUGGAAAACUCAUCACGACUAUGCUAAAUUUUCAUCCGUACGGAGAGACAGAAAUGAUUUUUGGGAGGGAAUCAAAGUUCACAAUGCCGUUGUAACAUGUGCAGUUUUUGCACCCAAUCCAGAAAGUAUAAUUAAAGAACUUGAAGAAAAAGAAUUGGAACUUAGAGGAGACCGAGAUGAGAUAAAUGUUGAGGACCCGGUAGUUGCACAACGGACCAAGGGUUGCGGAGGAUACGUUUUGGUAAGUGCAGAUUUUAACGGUUGUAUUAAAGUUUUUGUAAAUAAAAUGAAACCCAAACAUAGCUCUCUCCCUGCUUCAGCCUUAGCCUAA